AUGCGUCCACUACUUCGACUCGCGCGCCUGCCGCGCCCUGUUCAAGGCUUCGUCACUUCGGCCCGACUUCAGGUCAAUGCGAACACGCCUAAACCCCACGUUUUCACGAUAGAUUCAAUUGGAGAAUCAGUGAAAGCUGUUCCGUUGAAGCGGCCCGAUGUUUCUCACAAUCAUGCAAUUGACAAUUCCAUUGGACCAUCUUUUGCCACUAUUGAAGCCGCGAAACCAGCGAAAGUAGUUUGCAGUGAUCAUGGACUGUCUAUCGAAGCUCCCGGUGUCUUGUCCCUGCCAUUGGACUAUUCUUAUCUUCGUGAUCUUUGCAAAUGCCCCCAAUGCGUGGAUCGCUAUUCAAAGCAACGAUCCUUCCGCACAAAUGACAUACCUACCGAUAUUCGCCCUCGUCACAUCAAGUGGGACGGGGUACAUUUAGAGAUCCAAUGGGCCAACGAUAUCCCAGGUGCAGGUCCCGAUCACCUUUCGCGAUGGCACCAUAGCUACCUCCGGAAGCCUACGCUCAACACUCACGAUAUUCACGAAUUUUCAAAUAAAACAAAGACCUGGGAUGCAAAGAUAAUGCAGAAACAUCAGCACUGGGUCUCAUAUGAAGACUAUAUGACCAAUGAUGCAAAUUUUGCUGCUUCAAUGCGAAACUUACAGCGCACAGGUCUUAUAUUCGUCAAGGAUAUCCCUGAUGCACGCGAAGAGGUCGCGAAGGUUGCGACGCGCAUGGGCCCAUUGCGCAAUAGUUUCUAUGGGAUGACCUGGGAUGUGCGCACGGUUCCAGAGGCCAAGAAUGUGGCCUACACCAACCAUUUCUUGGGCUUCCACAUGGACCUGAUGUACAUGAAUGAGCCCCCCGGCUACCAGCUCUUGCAUUGUCUGGAGAAUUCCUGCGACGGUGGCGAGUCACUAUUUGCUGAUGCCUUUCGUGCUGCGUACAAGAUGAAGCAAUUCUUCCCGGAAGAGUUCAAAGAACUUACUCGACGCAAGUUGGGCUACGAGUAUGUUCACGAGGAUCAAAUCUACUACAAUGAGCGACCUGUCUUCGAGCUUGCUGAAUCAAGCCAGCAUCUCCGACACGUCAACUACUCACCUCCCUUCCAAUCUGCUAUGCCUAUUGAGGGCGAGCUGAGAUUCCAGCCUCUGAAGAAGGCCUUGGAUGUGUUCACUCAAAUGCUAGAAUCUGAGGAGAUGUGCUUCGAUUUGAAAUUGAAUCCGGGCGAAUGCGUGAUCUUUGAUAACCGUCGCAUUGUUCAUGCACGUCGCCAUUUCAACACUUCGACUGGUUCGCGGUGGCUAGCGGGGGCGUAUGUGGACACAGAUGCUGUGCUCUCUUGUUUCAACGUGAUGUCGAAGAAACAGCCAGACGUGUGGCAGGCUGCGGAUUGCAUGGUACAAUCUGCUGAUGACCUCAUCCAACCAGAGGAGUUGGACCAGGCGGUGGCUCAGGCUUGA
Penicillium longicatenatum is the source of this 1455-nucleotide messenger RNA. RefSeq names its product putative Gamma-butyrobetaine hydroxylase subfamily. NCBI's taxonomy places the organism in Eukaryota, Fungi, Ascomycota, Eurotiomycetes, Eurotiales, Aspergillaceae. Gene Ontology annotation, cellular component: mitochondrion. Bases 1 to 1455 code for a protein of 484 amino acids. Gene Ontology annotation, biological process: carnitine biosynthetic process. Gene Ontology annotation, molecular function: oxidoreductase activity. The transcript has a single exon. The record is from RefSeq and is a predicted model, not a curated record.